AUUUAUUUUUUAAAUAAAAAUGAGCACAGCCAUCUAAUAGCAAUAAAGAGGUUAAAAGUAAAAACUCGAUCCAGUUGAUAAUCAAUUGCAUAUCUCAUCUAAGAAAAACGCAAGAGAAUUCAUAUUCAUUUCAAAAAUAUUUUUGAAGAAAUUCCAAAAUGUUGAAUUGCAUGCAUUAGGUGAAGCCACAAAAAUCAGUGUUAGAGUUGCUGAAAAUUUAUAAAGAUAAGGUAUAAGUUUAAUAUAUUUAAAGGUUUGGUCACAAUAACUAAAAUUAAUUCAUUCACAGCUGAUAUUGAAGGAAGAAAGAGAGUGAAAUUGGUUGUCAGCUUACAACUUACCUAUGAUGGAAAAGCAAGAAUCGAUUAAGAAUUAUAAGCUUGAGUGAUUAAAUGAUAGCGCAAAAUAGUACACAUAUAUUAAAUUUGUUUUAUAA
Molecule: messenger RNA, 436 nt
Organism: Paramecium sonneborni
Lineage: Eukaryota; Ciliophora; Oligohymenophorea; Peniculida; Parameciidae
Source: the annotation of a GenBank genome assembly